GCGGCACCUCUUCACUUGGAUACUUUUUUUUUUCUGGCGAUCUACAGUGCCUUUCAAACCACUAUCCAUUUUCUGAAUACUUGUUGACUCUUAUAUAAUCGCUACCAUACCCAUCGAGACCAGAAUAACUCCCAAAAUGUCGUCCGCAGAGGUACCCAAGGUGCCUGUUUACUCAAGCAAUGACCUCAAAUCCACCACCGACGACGCCCUCGCACCCCACCUCACCACCCUCCCGCAACCCUAUAGAUUCAGCCAAGACAACACCAAGAUCAACGUCCGCCUGCUGCUGGGCUACUCGGCCGUCGCCAUCGCGGGCUUCACCUUCUACGCGGACCGCAUGCUGAAAUGGGAGGCGACGCGGUCGCCGUGGAUCCUGGCGGCCGUCGCAUCGUACUUCCUUCUCAACUCCCUGCUCACAUACUGGAUCUGGGCCGUCGAGGCGGGCGAAGUGUUCCGAGGGAAGCGCAAGUCGGGUGAAACGAUUGUGAUCCGCUCCUCCGUCAAGAAGCAUUCCCCUCUCUACAAGCUCAAGGUCCAGUACACGUCCCCCGCAGGCAAGGUGAUUCAGGAGAAGGAGAUCGAGACGUCCUUCACGAAGUGGUUUGCAGAGGAUGGGACUUUCCACAUCCAGCCGCUCCGGGACUGGCUGGCUAACGAGAUUGAGGUCCUGCGGCUCGCGGCAAAUGAGAUCGAGAAGAAAACUGGCGGUGUUGCCAGUCUUGUCGCCGUUGAGGAGACGGAUCAGGUUGAGGGGGCAAAGAAGGGGAAGUAAAACGUUGAAAACAGAGUAUGUGUUUAUACGAGCUUUUUUUUUUUCAGAGGUCCAUUGCAUGUCAAGAUAGCGUAAAAGUCCCGGAUCAUAUCUGGGUAGAUGUCACCUGCUGUCUCGAAUGGAAUUCCUCAACUAGAG
Molecule: messenger RNA, 910 nt
Organism: Aspergillus saccharolyticus JOP 1030-1
Lineage: Eukaryota; Fungi; Ascomycota; Eurotiomycetes; Eurotiales; Aspergillaceae
Product: signal peptidase complex subunit 2
Exons: 3
Coding region: 137-772 (211 amino acids)
Biological process (GO): protein targeting to ER
Cellular component (GO): signal peptidase complex; membrane
Source: RefSeq, a predicted model, not a curated record